Molecule: messenger RNA, 708 nt
Organism: Phymastichus coffea
Lineage: Eukaryota; Metazoa; Arthropoda; Insecta; Hymenoptera; Eulophidae
Exons: 4
Coding region: 1-708 (235 amino acids)
Source: RefSeq, a predicted model, not a curated record
AUGUCAACUAUGUUUUUCUUAUAUUGUGUGGUAUUGAUUUUCUUAAUUUCGUUCACUUCCGGAGAAGAAGGAGUUUUUGAUAAAAUUAAAGCUGGUUUGAAAAAUGCGAAAGGUUACUUAGAAACUGCGAAAAAUAUUGCAGAUUUAGUUUCGAAAAGUUUGAGACAGAAAGACACUACUAAAAAACGUGGCGAUGAUACUGACUUUAGCGAGAAACAAAAUAAGCCAUUCGAAACGAUUAAUGUUGUGUCCACAUUUUUCAAACUUUUAGGAUUAGAUUCUACAAAAAUGACUGCGGUCGCUGUGAAUAGUUUUAUUUUUGUAGCUCAAGUGAUCAGUGAGUUAUUUAAAUUGACUCCCAAAGUUAUCCACGCAAAGACUGUAAGCGACGAAACAGAUCUUUCAGGCCCGAUGAAACUCAUCACGGAUAACGGAAAUGAAAAAAUACAAAAUCUUCUCCAACAAGCUUAUGAUAAAAGUUUACCAAGUAAACUAAUUGAACUUACUAAAGGUUUCGAUUCUUCAUGCGUACGUCUAUUGGUUUGCAAAACGUCUCCUGUAAUUUGGGCUGCUCAAAAGUCAUUAAAAAAUCAAAUGAUUAACCAUCGAGAUAUUAGUUCAUGGCUCCCUUCAAGAGAGAAAUUUGAAGAAUACUCAGAUAUCUGCGAUGAGAACCAUAGUGAUUGCAACAUCAAUUUUCAUUUGUAA